ACUCGGAAGGAAUCUUCGAAGCCAGCUAUCGUUGCCGCGUAGAUUGUUUCAUUGAUCGGAAUAGGGUGGAAUUUCAAAAUGACUAAAAAGAGACAACAUCAAGAAGAUUUUCAUAAACUCAAAUUAAAAGUUGGGAAAAAGAAGUCUCGACUAGAAAAUGCAACUGACACAAAUUUCAGAACAAAGACUAUACAUCUUCCUGAGCAGCUGAGACAGGGUAGUAUACUUCCAACAAAUAAUAGGAAGCUUAAUAUAAAGGAUCUGCUUUCACAGAUGAAUCACUAUAGUGCAGGAGUUAAACAAAGUGCACUUUUUGGACUCAAAGAUCUACUGUCUCAGUAUCCAUUCAUAAUGGAUGCUCACCUUUCAAAUAUACUGAGUGAGUUAGCAGCUGUGUUUACAGACAAGGAUUCUAGUGUGCGAAAAGCAGCAGUUUGCCUUCUUCAGUUCCUGGCUCCCAAAAUACGAGCUGAGCACAUCUCUCCAUUCUUCCCUUUAAUGAGUGCUCAUCUUUCUAGUGCCAUGACUCACAUCAGUGAAGAAAUUCAGGAAGAUUCUUUGAAGAUAUUGGAUAUUUUUUUGAAGGAAUACCCUACUCUCCUGAGGGAUCGCAGUAGUGUAUUACUGAAUAACUUUGUGGAACUUAUUUCUCAUCAGCAACUGUCAACACAGCAGAAAACUAGAAAUAAAAUGAAUUGGAUGAUUUCUGUUAAUCCUAAUCGCAGAAUGAUGUCUCAACAAUGGAGGGUGAAUGUUCUAGUUAGACUUCAAAAAUUCCUCCAGAUCUUGGUAGAAGAUUCUAGUAUACUAGAAAUUGACAGUGAGGGGCAAAAAGAGCGAACUCAUAAUGUCGGAAUUCAGAAGUCCAUAUGUGUUAAUUGGCAAGAACAUGUCACCAGUCAACAGCACAUCCAGUUGUAUGAAAAUAGUGACUUAUAUCCCAAAAUUAAUUCAUUGUUUACACUAAGGUCUUUAAGCAUGACAAGUAGUGAUGAAAAAGGUCUGACAUCCAUGAACAAUUUAAAAGGUUUCAUUCGAGUAAUAAUACCAUUACUGCUUGAUUGUUGGGUUGAAGCCUCUCCUAUACCACUUGCAACUCCAGUUCUUGGAAAUAUUCUGGAACCUGGAUCUCAGCAAAUUAUGGAGGCAGUACUUGGUAUCAUUCAUUUACUGUGGAAAUUUGGAAGACAAAACAAAGAUCCAUAUGAAAUGCAACAAGUAUUAUAUGACAUCUUCAAGCAAUAUUGAUCAUCUUUUGCUGAAUUUAACUUUAUGUGAAAUCAUGGUCUCGCUAGCAAAUACUUCAACAUUGCCUACAGAUGCCCAUUGGCUAGACUUAAUUAGAAAGUUUGUGAUAGAAACUCUUCAGGAUGGCUGUAAAUUAAACAGUAAACAGCUGAACAAAUUGCUCAGAGUGACUUGGAGACUUUUAGAAAUCCAGCUAA
Messenger RNA from Protobothrops mucrosquamatus (brown spotted pit viper), 1445 nucleotides. It is a transcript of the gene TEX10, whose product is annotated as testis expressed 10. The coding region runs from base 79 to 1248 and encodes 389 amino acids. The record is from RefSeq and is a predicted model, not a curated record. Lineage: Eukaryota; Metazoa; Chordata; Lepidosauria; Squamata; Viperidae. Gene Ontology annotation, cellular component: nucleus; MLL1 complex. The transcript has 5 exons.